Molecule: messenger RNA, 1542 nt
Organism: Anopheles marshallii
Lineage: Eukaryota; Metazoa; Arthropoda; Insecta; Diptera; Culicidae
Product: xaa-Pro aminopeptidase 3-like
Exons: 4
Coding region: 1-1542 (513 amino acids)
Cellular component (GO): mitochondrion
Molecular function (GO): metalloaminopeptidase activity; manganese ion binding
Source: RefSeq, a predicted model, not a curated record
AUGUUCGGUGUUCCAAAUAUAUUUCCAAUGAAUCGUACGAAGCACUGCAGUUUGCUGGUUAAUAAAUUUUUCAGGUGGACAAAUUAUAAAACAAAUCAUGUAUCGCCUGAUGCAAUCUUCAACCGGGCAUGCCAUCAUGCAACGUUCGGUCAGCCAGUACAUAGCACUCAUCCACAUUUAAUUAGUCCGGGAGAAGUGUUGACAGGAAUAUCACUGAAAGAAGUUAAACUUAGACGACAAACAUUUCUACAUGCAUUACGGGACUAUGCGGCUCGGCAGAUUGGUGCUGCUACAAAUCAUAUUGUUAUUAUACCAUCCGCUAAUAAGAAGUACAUGAGCCACAAGAUUCCGUACGUUUUUCGUCAAAACACAGAUUUCUUAUAUUUAAGCGGUUGCCAAGAACCAGAUAGUGUGCUUGUGCUGGAAGUUGAUUCAAAUAACAAUUGUAAAAAUACAAUUUUUGUUCGCCCGAAAGAUAAAACUGCCGAGAUGUGGGAUGGACCCAGGACUGGUGUACAAUUCGCUCAGGAUGUGUUUGGAGUGGAGGAAUCUUUUGAUAUUAAUUGUUUAAAGGAAUACUUGACGAAAUACGGGUUUGCCAAUCCCAACUCCAUAUACUGGUACGACGAAAAAGCGUCCGAUUUGGCCGAUGUAUCUAAGAUGGUUAGAGAUGUAACCAACAAUCAAACGAAAUCACCAAUCGAAUUGAUUCAAAGCCUUCGUCUGAUAAAAUCUGAAAGUGAGUGUGUGUUGAUGAGAAAAACGUGUGAGAUCGCCUCUAAAGCUAUCAAUACGACGCUUGAGAAUAGCUAUCCUGGCAUUAGUGAACAUGAAAUAUACGCCAAUGUGGACUACUACACGCGUAUCAAUGGAGCGAACUUUUUAGCGUACCCACCAGUGGUAGCUGGAGGUUCCAAUGCUACGAUUAUCCAUUAUAUAAACAACAAUCAAAUUGUAAAGGGUGGCGAAUUGAUAUUGAUGGAUGCGGGAUGUGAAUAUCAUGGUUACACAAGCGAUAUUACAAGAACUUGGCCUGUUGAUGGCAAAUUCAGCGAUGCUCAUCGAGUUCUGUACGAAGUUCUUUUACAAGUUCAAAAAGAACUUUUAGACUGUUUACAAUAUCAAGGAGGUGAAACGUUAGAUCAACUCUUCGAUACGAUGUGUUCCAAAAUAGGCAAAUAUUUACAAGAAAUCAAGUUAAUACCUUCCUCGCUUUCUGGUCUGGAACUGUCUCGAGCCGCCUACAAAUUUUGUCCCCAUCAUGUGUCUCAUUAUCUAGGUAUGGAUGUUCACGAUACUCCUCUGAUAUCUAGAAACAUUAGGUUAUGCCCCGGAAUGGUGUGUACAGUAGAACCAGGCAUUUACAUACCAACACACAAAUUAGAUGUUCCGAGUGAAUUCCGUGGUGUAGGGUUGCGCAUCGAGGAUGACGUGCUGAUUAAGCCAAGAAAGGAAAUAGAAAUUUUAACUAAAGAAUGCGUAAAAGAUUCUACGCUACUAGAAGACUUGGUAAGCUGUAAAACAAGAGGCUCGUUGUCUUAG